Messenger RNA from Australozyma saopauloensis, 1236 nucleotides. RefSeq lists its product as uncharacterized. NCBI's taxonomy places the organism in Eukaryota, Fungi, Ascomycota, Pichiomycetes, Serinales, Metschnikowiaceae. The record is from RefSeq and is a predicted model, not a curated record. The transcript has a single exon. Bases 1 to 1236 code for a protein of 411 amino acids.
AUGAUGAGUGAAGAUACACCCCAACCACCAGUGAUUGAUAGCGCAAAGCCACCAGCUGCCGAAAGCACAAAGCCAAGUAAACCAAAAGGCUCCAAGAAAAACAAAAAAGCUUCUCUGAAAAGCAAGUCUUCCGCAUCCAAAGACUCAGCACUAGAACCACCCAAAGACGUCACAGACGACAAGAAACCACAGAGAAGAGACGUACACUUCAUUCUCGACCAUUCCGCAUGCACGCUUGGUUUGGGUAACAUCGAGAGAUGGUUCAAUAAGGACUUUGCGCAGUCGCAAACGCCUCAUCCAGAGCACAUACAUUUGCAUUUGUAUGUUCCACAGUACACCCUUCGCGAGCUCGAUUUCCAGAGAAGAGGGCCUAUGGUGGGAAUUUCGCUGGCUCAAGAGGCUAUCAAACUCAUUGAUUCGCUUUUCGAGGCGGAGGCCAGUGUCGGUGGCAGCGGUAAUGAGGAUGUGUUGGGCGAUGAACUAGAGCUUGUAGAUGCGCCCCAAAACACAGAAUUCGAUCUUGCAAACUGCCCCAUACAAUUCAACAUUCACAUUGAAGAAAUCUCGCAGCUGUAUCCGAGCUGGGAAAACUGCUUGCGGUACCGUAUGUGGCAUCCUAAGCAGGGAGACUUGCCUCAUAUCCACAUUGCCAACGAGGAGGAGCAGAUGGAGAGACAGGCCGAGAUCUCGCUCCGUCUCAAGAACUUGAUUCGCUCGUGUAUUUAUAUGACCAAAAUGAAGCACAAGGACCAGCCGGCCCCUUCGGGUGACCACUGGAGACUAGUCACAGAGGACCAAGCCACCAAGGUUUGGGCGACUUCUUUUGGAGUCGACUGUCUUAAUGUCAAUGAGGCCGAGCUGCUUCUAUUCCAUGCAAACGAUGUGACCCGCUUCGAGUUGGUCAACCCAGGCGCCGAGUUCUUUUCGGAACAAGAUGUCUUCGAUAGGCAGGCACCUGCGGUGGGUUUGCACAAAAAGGUAGACACCACCGAGUAUCGGUACGAGAGCAUAGAAAAGAAAAACGACGAGAAGGGCAAAAAGAAGGGCAAGAAGAGUUCUGCAAAGAAGAAGGAUGCAAAGGACGGCGCGGAAAACGUGAAGCCUGCGUUUGUAAAGGUCAACGGCGUCAGCUACGAGGACUUUGACCAGAUCAAUUAUGCGCCGCGUACAGCCACUGUUCCGCUAGUUGAGAGUCAGUUUCUUGAGUCGAAUGAUCGCCCAAUUGAAACCGAGUGA